Sinocyclocheilus grahami is the source of this 3240-nucleotide messenger RNA. RefSeq names its product leucine-rich repeat and calponin homology domain-containing protein 2-like. Gene Ontology annotation, cellular component: actin cytoskeleton. Gene Ontology annotation, biological process: actin filament organization. Bases 1 to 2001 code for a protein of 666 amino acids. The record is from RefSeq and is a predicted model, not a curated record. NCBI's taxonomy places the organism in Eukaryota, Metazoa, Chordata, Actinopteri, Cypriniformes, Cyprinidae. Gene Ontology annotation, molecular function: actin filament binding. The transcript is spliced from 20 exons.
AUGGCGGCGAGUCAGGGAGCUGGAGGACCUGCGGCGGCUCUCCAGAGGCAGCAUUAUCCUAGUGUCGCGCACUGGAACCCAGGCGUGAUGCAGCAGCAGCAGCAACACCCGCUACACACCGCCCGCAGUCUGGAACGAGCGCUGGAAGAUGCUGUCUGCUCCGGGAUGCUCAACAUCAGCGGAAGAAAACUGCGUGACUACCCGGGGCUCAACUACGAUCUGACCGAUACUACACAAGCAGGUGGGUCCCUCAGAUGUGGGCUAAUCUCCCUGCGUGCUCCACUGACCCGCUUCUCGCGAUUCUUGAUCUGCCUAAAGGGAAAGAUCCACAUCUUUAAGUAUUUAAACCUGCAGGCAUGUCGCCUGGAUAAAAAACCAGACACACUUGACCUGCCUUCUCUGGGAAAACGCUGCUUGCCUCAGCAGCUAACAGACAGUAUGGAAGAUUUCUAUCCUAGUAAAAACCAUGGCCCUGACUCAGGUAUUGGCAGUGACAACGGUGACAAAAGACUGUCGACUACAGAGCCAUCUGAUGAUGACACCAUGAGUCUCCACUCUCAAGUGUCUGAGACAGUGCGGGCUGACGCACACACACUUCUCACAAAGCUGGACUCAAACAAAGAUCAGGACCCAUAUGACUUUUUUGACCCAAAUCCAGAUGAGGAGGCCACUCUGUCUGAGGGAGAGCUACAGCACAAUGCACCCUAUGUGUCAUGUAUAAAGGAGCUGGAACGGGUCCUGAAAACGCACCAAAGCAAAGAUAAAGACAAUUGGAAAGAGGAGUCAGGCUCAGAGAAAGAGCAGUUAGCUGAAGAAGACGAGGAUGACUUAAAGGAAGUGUUGGAUCUGAGGAAGAUCGCAGUACAGCUGCUACAACAAGAGCAACAGAACAGGAGGCGAUCCCUAAUUUGUAGGGCAGAGAGUCUAAUACACCGUAGAAGAGCCGCGGGGAGAGCUCACAGGUUCCUCAGCCACUCAGGGAGUAGCACCAAACAAAGAACCCCAUCUCAGACUGUUAGAAGUGCAUCACUAGAUGAAGGAAGCAGCUCAGCCUCUGCCUUGUGUGGACAGGAGACUGAUCUCACUGAUGAAGAUGCAGCUUUCUCUGAGCCUUCUUCAUCUUGCUCGUUUGAUGGAAGUUUGAAAUCAGAGAGCAGUGACUCAGAGCCAAGAUGGCCAGAGGUUCCUCCUGUGCUUAACCAGAAUGAGGAUCGGAGAAGAAACAAGUACCUGAGAAAAGACUACCUGAAGUAUAAGUGCCAAAGUGCUCGAAGAAACUCCAGUGGCAACGACAAUGAUUGUGAGGAGGGAAUGCGAUCUAGUGAUUUUACCACAACUCUGACUGUAUUUGGCCUGAAACCCAGAUCAGUUCAGUGGAAAGCACAAGGAAGACCAUCUCAGUCAGAAGAAACUGAAUCCAUUACCAAAUCCAGCACGAGUUGUUUGCGGUGUUUCUAUUCCAUUCGGUGUCUCCUGGUGUUGUUACAGGAGGGAAUGCGAUCUAGUGAUUUUACCACAACUCUGACUGUAUUUGGCCUGAAACCCAGAUCAGCCUUCUCCCGUGGAAAUCGUCAAGACUUUAGCUCCACAGACCCAAGCUUCACCAUGAGGAGAAAGAUGGAGCACCUCAGGGAGGAGAUGGAGCAGAUCAGACUCUUGCGUCAGAACCUCGAGUCUAGGCUAAAGGUGUUGUUGCCAGAUGAUGUGGGUGCUGCUUUGAUGGAUGGUGUUGUUUUAUGCCAUCUAGCUAAUCACAUUCGUCCUCGUUCUGUAGCUAGCAUUCAUGUACCAUCCCCUGCUGUGCCAAAGCUGAGUAUGGCCAAGUGUCGGCGAAAUGUUGAGAAUUUCUUGGAUGCAUGUAAAAAGCUUGGUGUGCCACAGGACAAGUUGUGUUUGCCGCAUCACAUCCUGGAGGAGCGAGGUCUGGUAAAGGUUGGUGUCACUGUACAGGCACUGCUGGAACUUCCAUCAUCAAAACCCAACCAACUUUCUACCAUGUAGCAUCGCUGGGUCAUGGGAUGUCCACUAGCAUCCCUUUACCCUGCCUUACCACCUCAUCCUUACUCCUCACUCUCAAUGCUGAUCUUUGACCUACUAUGGGGAGGUCACGACCCUUCAACCUUUACAACUGUGGUGAACAGUCCGGGUUCCCCUACCUCUUAUAAGCCUCUAUGGAGGGGUCUAGACAUUUUAAAGCUCCAAUAUUGUGCCCUAUAUGAGGAAACUGUCAUUCUUAAAGCCACACAUUUCAUUCUGAGGGGAAAUACCUGUUUCUGUUCCACAACUGGUAAUGCCGACUCUCACCUCAAUGCUGGACACCUCUGUCUCCUAUCAUUUGUAUCUCCUUCUCAUCUGUCUCAUGUUCACUCUUCUCUUGGACCAGUGAGCCCCCAACGGGCGAGGACAGGAGAAAAGCCCGCAGCUAUCUGGCUGAUUCUGGACCAGAGGGUAGAUGUUAUAUCAAUCAAUGUCACUCCAGCCCUCUCCUGUAUGAAGUCACUAAGAGCUGUCUAACAUCUUGUUACAUUCUGACUGUUGUUUCCUGUCUCUUUGAAGAAAUAAGUGGGGCAGAGACAGUACUGAUGUGCAUGUAAUAACAACCAGACCAGCACCGAGGACAUCUGGAAAGGACAGACAAAGGUGUUGCCAUAAAUGUUGAUGUAUUGUUGUCAGGUGAGUCACUGGCAGUGCAUUAGAAAGUAAUCAUAUCUUUCUGCAUGCCUGGACGGUUUUAACAGUGAAGACACUGCUCACGUGCCCACACAAGACAAAGGAUUUUUUGUGUUCUUUUACAUACAUGCCGAUCUCACAGCUUGUAUUUUAGUGCUUUAGUUCUCACAGCCUGCGUGUGCCAGGAAAUCACAACAUCAUAAAGUUUCACACGUGCCAGUGUACGUAAUUGCAUUGUGCUAAAAUUUUGUUUGUUAUGCAGGUCUGGGCAUGAACGUAAAGUUUCAGCACUAAAAAUAGGUCAUUUAAAAACAUUUGCAAAACCUAAUUAUAAUUACAGAGUAAGAACAGUCCAUUAAGUAAAGAUGGGCAUUUGAUUGUUUGAUUAAUUCAUAAUCAGCGAAAGAUUCUUUCUUGGAAAAACAAAUCAGAAGAGUCUUUGGUAUUUGUACAAUUUAAUUAUGUUAAGUAAAGGAUUGAUGUGAAAGCAGUUCAUUCACCACAGUAAACUGAGAAGGUUUAUAGAAAUGUUUAAAUACGUACAAAUAGUUUAACUUUGUUUUAUCAGGG